Messenger RNA from Amoebophrya sp. A25, 6050 nucleotides. The record is from the annotation of a GenBank genome assembly. Lineage: Eukaryota; Dinophyceae; Syndiniales; Amoebophryaceae.
AAAAAAGAAAGCAGCCCAAAGUCUUCGGAUGAUUCCUCGUCCAGCAAAGAGUCUCCUUCUCAUCGGGAGAAUCGCAGUGGUGGCACGAAAGGUGCACGAGGAACGUCUAAAAGCAAAAGACACCAGGAAGAAGGCUUGCUAGAUUUUGCUAGCGAAGAUGAAAGAGAAGUCGUUCUCUUUCGAAAGGUAUUCGGUCGUCCUUGUCCUUGGUACGUGCCACGGCUGCGGACAGUAUUUUUCCUCUUGUGGGUCGCUGGGUUCCUGUUUUUCGCACGCAUAUAUCCAUUCACCGUAUGGUGCGGUCUCGGAGGUCGUUGCACGCACAAUCAGGUUAGUCCGCCGUAUAGUGAAGGGACUUUCUCUGGUCAGAGAGAUCGGCGAUAUCUCAUCUGCUCGAGUGCCUGCAAUGCUGGGUGCAGAGCUCACGAGUGCUACAGUGCGGAGAUGCGACGUCUUCGCAAACGCAAGGAAGCCCAAGCUCUGAAGUUGGUGAAAGGAGUAGGCCCUGAACAAGGCGAUAUAACUUAUGACCCAAUUGGAACUGCGUACUUUUUUGUUAUCUUGACAACGUUAGAGUAGACGUAGAACAGGAGUAGCUUGUUCAAAGAUGUCAUUGACGGUCAGUGACCGAGGUGACUGAGUUUUGAUGCUGUUCAGAUAUAACGGAUCUAUUCAGAUUCACAGUUCGCCUUCCUCCAUCUAAGCGCCAGCAGAAGAAGAGAAACCGGAUGACAAGGAUGAUUACGAACUUGGAGAGGGCAACGUGGGCAAAUGCGCUCCUGAAGCUUUAGCCGACAUGGAUGAUCCUAUCGAAGAUGUCUUUGAUCGCAGCAUUGGAUAUCACAAGAUUGAGGCGAGGGUGUCUCCCAAGCGGCGUGCAUUCACGAAAUCUUUACAGGAGAAGUUGUUAAAAGCGCGCGGUGGAAAGAGGAAAAAAAACAGAAAUAUGAAGAUCAAGGGCGCGAAUGGAGCGGCCAAUCAGAAUCAAGGUGAUCAUCAAACUGACGAUCAAGAGCAAGAAGAGCAGCAGCGCCCAAUGAGCCCAGAGGAAGAGGCGGUAGCACGUGCUAAAGCUGAAGCGCAUAAGCGUAGAAAGGCCGAGCGAAAACGAUUUCGGAAGCUGAUGGAGGGAAUUGCGAUCGCAGUCACAGCCGGAAAAUGGGUCCCGAAUCCGCCACGCCUGCUACUGAAGGAGAACAGCCUUCUCGCAUCGUCGAAACCGAAACGCAAACCAAAUUAUAAUAAACUUAAGCUGCUUUAUUUGAUAUUAUCAAGGUAAGUAGAAGUACAUCUUCAACAUGAAUGUGGGACUGCAACUAGCUGUCGACAUCUUUGAUUUAUUUGCAAAUUGGAUUUUGCGCCACGACCGCAGGAGGUGGAGCAAGUACUCUUUUGUGAGCUACUAUUUUAUCUCCAAAAACGGACCAUACUAGAGCUAGAAAUGAUUUUCCACUGCAGGGCUCAGUUGCGAAUGUCGAACAGCUUUCAACUCCUCUAUUCUAAGAGCAUUGAUGAAGACCCCAUGAAAAACUUGUCUCUGAAGGAGCAAGAGAAGGUCGCGUACAAUGCACUUCUAGGAGGAGCAUCGCAUGAAGCCCAGCUCGCCGCAAUGAAGGCAAUCAGAGGAUCCGAGUACUCUGAUGCUGAAAUCGAGGCCUUUGUGAAGAGUAUGUCGCAUGGGCCCGAGGAACCGACGCAUGCCCAGAGGAUGCAUGAAGAAGGGUUUCAGCAACGACUUUUGGAGGCGGGUUUGUUAACAUCAACGACCUCUUCAUCAACAGGAUCUUCGUCUUCAUAUCAAUUUGCAUCUACGCUUCCAUCCACUGGUUCGUCGGGUCCUCCGACCAAGAAGAGCAAGCCAGAAAUGAGGGCAGCAGAAACCAUUGAUACUCCAGCAAAAAAACUUCUGGAGCAAAAAGACGUGAAGAAAGGCGAAAAUGGCUCUGGCAUGCUUUUGUCUUCGACAUCAACGACAACGACAUCAUCUUCGAGUUCGACAUCACCGUCGACAUCAACAUCAUCUUUGAUUUCUACCUCGUCCGGUGAAGUCAAUCAGGCUGAUAGUAAUCAUGUCUCAUCAAAGACCGCAGCGACAACGGCAGGGGCGCAGUUGCCGCCAGACGCAAAGGCUUCGGGCAAAGCCGCACAGGCCAGGGAGCGCAACGAGCAUGAAAUAGAGAAAGCAUACGUUGCAGAGUACAGGAAAUAUUUUUUAUGCUUCGUACCGCGUUUUCACCUGCUUUCUUUUCGAAGAAUAUCCGAUAUUUUUGAAUACAUAGAGUUGUUUUUUCGAUACCAUGUGCAUGUUGGUCAAGAAAUGCUACUCGUCAGCUUCAUGAUCGGUGAUCUAGCGAAUUAGCAAGCACUAUUGAUUUAAGUAGCAGAUUGAUGCAGAAGUACUGUAGAAAUUACAGCUGCCGCUCUAAUGAGGAAAGACAAUCCGAUACCGAGAUGGGGGGCCCACCGACGUGUGAGUCUACAUCUCCCAGGCAGGUUUAUCGACGAGGUCAGCCAUUCGCAUCGCGGGACGCAAACCGUGCCAGACUCCUAUGUUCCUGCCAUUCGGAGUGAUCUUGAGUCUUGGUUUUUGCAUGGGGAGACAAAAAUGGGGCGUCAGCCUGGAGGACUAAACGCCAUCAACGAACCGGAGCUCCACCUUUCGGGGCGCGCGUUAGUAGGCUACCGCUUCUUCCAGAUUUGGCUCUCGCAGCAGAAAGCGUCCGCAGAAUAAGGCUGGCGUUUCGCUUUUUGAAUAUACAUUACUGUAAAGCCUCUUUUAUUUCUUUCAACUAAGUAGUCACAGAAAAAUAGAGAAAGAAGUAGCUUCUCUGCUCAUAGUAUGUUUAUUCUUUGUGGUAAGUAACGUAAAAAUAGUUUCUUUUCCGUGUUCUAAGAAUCGAGGGUGCCGCCGUCGAAUGUUAUCGCGUCAUGGUCGAUGGAUGCUACUGGCAAGAUCAGAACUCUCAACUCGGAAUUGCGCAGGCUGUCCCGAGUAGCCGACCCAAAUAUAGAGCCUAUGCUGCCCAUACUGGCAAAGGACCCUCUUUUACAGGUCCAUCACCCGUUUACUGUCCGGCAAGCCCUGAACAGUUGGAAGUUCGAAACGGCGGCUUUUCGGCGAUCGGCCGGGAUCGUUGAAGAGAGCCUUAUCCUGGAGAUGCGCAGCAUUCCCUCACAGAUGUAAGAAAGCAUGGUCAAGGUCAUGAUCCUUCACGCGUUAUUCUCUAACGACCUUUUUUAUCCGUCUUCGUCUUCAUGUCACGGUGGUGCUUCAUGUCACGGUGGUGCAUACGAAGCAAGCUCGUUUUAUCGUAUCUAUCUUCUCUACUCGGCGAAGAUCAGCAAGACUGUCGGUGUAGCAUUGGGCCUGUAGUUCUCUAUGCAAGUAGAUGGAUGUAGUACAUUUAGGACGAGAUUCUUCAUCUGUAUGCUUGCAAAACAUCUAUGUAUGAAUUUAGCCGAAAAUUGGAAUAUUAAAUGUGAUCAUCACUCCGAUCUCUAUCACGAACAUCGUCAACCCUAUCGACUUUCAUUUUGAGGGUUUUGCGCCGCACACUUGGUGGGAUUGCGAGCGCAAUUGUCAAUACAGUUGCGUGUUACAAAAUCACGCGGAGCGAGUGUUUGAUAAGGAGUUCGUGGUGAAAUACAACGGACGUUGGGCCUUCCGUCGGGCAGGUGGCGUGCAGGAGUUUUUUUCGGUAUUAUUUUCGAUUUGGAACAUGCUCCCUCACUUCUACGAGCUCGUGCUGGUGGUGUUCGCUAUUGUUUUCGGACCGCAAGGAAAGCCGAUUGACUCUGCUGAGAAUAAAGAGACCAGCAACAGCGGCGGGAUUGCCGCCACAAAAGCGACCACCCUGCCGUUCGAAGGUUACCGGGUGUUUCAGUGCUCCAAAGCAAUGUGGCACUUCCUCGGAGUCAACGCGUUUCUACAGAGCGCGAUUUUCCACGCGAACGAAACGGAGUGGACACUUUAUGUGGACGUCCUGUCUGUGCAAGUCGCUGUCGGUUUCUCGAUAUGGAUGGCCCUAAUGUUCGACACCGUGGCGAAACAAAACGAAGGGCGUGGGCCUUCGAAAGAAGAAGGAGACUCUGCGAAGUCGAAGAACAGUCCGCUUAAGGGUCUCGCUUUACUGUUUCCUUAACCUAUCAGUUGUGCAACACCUUUCCUGUAGCGCUACUUUUAGUAGUUGCAUAAGAAUUGUUGAAUAUGAAUUCUUGGGGCAACAACUACUAUUUGUAGCCCGUUGCAAAACAUCUUUCUGGAUGGUCACGGUCAGUUGUAAGUAGAAUAAAUUGCAUUGGUGGAGGAUGAAGUGGAACUACUACUGAUUAACGUUGGUAAGCAGCCCUUCUAAUAAGGGGAGCAAGAAUAAGCUCGCUGUACAAAACAACGGUCUCAAACAAGCGCCGGAGAGCUCGGCAACGAGCGUCGAGAUGAAGUCAACGGACCAGGUGUCCACGGAGAUUACAUUGUGGGGAACACUGUGCUCAUUGGUCCAAGACGACCAGAUCCUUCUUUUCGUGACAUUACCAUGUGCUCUGGUGGUGGUGCUGUGUCUCUUCCGCUUAAUUAUCGAACCGGUCCCUCUUGUCCUGAUGGCCGGCGCGUUUAGUGCUGUCUUGUAUCUCUUAAGGGGCUCCCACCUUGUCGUUGUCUGUCAUUGUCUUUGACAAUAUCUCCAUAAUUCUACUCAUAUCAAUUACUAUCCAAUUUCCAAUCACCAAACGGAAUCCCGUUGGAUGACCUCACUUCAAGAUGACGAAAAACUCCUGACUCUAAGUUUCCUUUUACCAUUGGCGAGCAGAUGCUUCCGCCACAUGUUUGUAGAGGAAGCCGCAUGCCCAAUCGUACUCUUUUUAUGAUCAAAAAUGACGCCGAUCAUUGAGUCCUUCGAAUAAUACUUGCAUCUCGCGGACGAAUUAGCGGAUAUGCAUAUCUACUGGGUACAUCGAAAGUCUAGUCUGAACAAGAUCAUGAAGGUCGUUGUUGUAAAUCUGGUAAUUAGGAGACUUUGAAUGACCUAGACCUUCUUUAUAGUUUAUCUUUAUACAGCACCAUGACUUCAUCAUGUCUUCACGACAACCUAAAGAAGCUGCCACUUCAACCUCUUCUUCUCUAAGAAUUGGCGCUUUCCCACUUGCCAUCGUGUACGAAGUGUUGGACUUCCCGCCCUCCGAAAUUCAUUUAUGGCUACCAAGCAAAAAAUACCAAAGCGUGACACACUUUUGUUAAAAGUCGAAAUACUAUGUAUAUAUGAAAGGAUGUUUUCACGCUACAACCAAUAGGAGAAGUUGUUGCGGCCGGAUUUUGCCGCUCAAGGAUGGUCACAACGGCUAUGUCAGAGUUACACACAUAACAAGCACUUUCACAACUUCUAGAUCCUCAUCUAAGCAAGAUGUGGAUUGAUGCUCAUGCGAUGUGGCACCUGAGCUCUGUGCCGAUUCAAUUUUACUGGCCUUACUUCUUCAACUACAUGGAGAAGUGUCUUACGAAAGCCGCAGAACAAACGCCGAAGAAGGAGUUGACAUCGAGUACCUCCUGAGAAGUGAUCAAAAUUGGCAAGAUACAGAUUCAGAGGAUGCGGAUCUUCAUGUGUAACAGAUGAUAGCGCUCAUGAUUGUUGAUGACUCGAAAAGAUAAAGAAAAUCGAACAAACAUGAAGAAGUUAGUACAACGACGACGAACUACGCAAGGAACGUGCAUGAUGAAAUGUCGACUACGGCUUAUUGUUUCUGACUGGUGCUACGUUUGGCACACUUUGCCCCCUUGAGUCUGCAUCUUCAUCAGGGCAAACAUGAACAUACAGGUGAGGACUUUGAUUCUGAAACUAUGUUUCGAUGGAUAGAAGAUAAAGAAGCAGCAUCGUAACCGUUUCUUGAAGAAUUGUUUCUGAAAGGUCAAGAUGUCUUCAAACAUGUGACGAUGCAAAUCGCCAUCGGGUGCAAACAUUCUUGCAUAACCUGUCAACGCAUCAAGAUGUUUCAACUCCAUGGUCCUUUGAAGGAUUGUUUCUAUGCGCAAAUGUCUAUAAGCAGGCAACGUGAAAACC